Molecule: messenger RNA, 1368 nt
Organism: Ipomoea nil (Japanese morning glory)
Lineage: Eukaryota; Viridiplantae; Streptophyta; Magnoliopsida; Solanales; Convolvulaceae
Product: protein DCL, chloroplastic-like
Exons: 3
Coding region: 33-635 (200 amino acids)
Biological process (GO): chloroplast organization; chloroplast rRNA processing
Cellular component (GO): chloroplast
Source: RefSeq, a predicted model, not a curated record
ACUUCAGUUCAUUCGCUCCAGAAUCCCCAUCAAUGGCUGCUCCGUUGCCCCUCGGAGGUCUACCGCUCCACCGCCUUCACUACCAUCGGCAACCGCAGCACCACCUUCUCACCUCCGGUCUACUCAAUCGUCGACUACGGUGCAACGACACCUCCGAGUCAAUUAAGUCAGACGCGGACGCAGCUUCUGUGAGCCAGAGCCAGACCGCCGCCGUAUUCAGCGCCAAAGGUCCGCCGCCGUAUCUGAGACGGUUCAGCGCGGAUUACCGGAAAUGGAAGGCGAAAGAAUUGGAGAUACUCAGAGACAUCGAACCGGUCAUUUUGCUCACCAAAGAAAUUCUUCACUCAGAUAGGUACAUGGAUGGAGAACUUUUGACAGCUGAAGAUGUGAAAAUUGUGGUAGAGAAGCUUCUUGCUUAUCAUCCUCGUUUUGAAGAUAAAAUUGGGUGUGGCCUUGAUUCAAUUAUGGUUGAUCGGCAUCCCCAAUUCAAACACUCCAGGUGUCUCUUUGUCGUGAGAAAGGAUGGCAUAUGGAUAGAUUUUUCGUACCAAAAGUGUCUACGACAAUAUAUCCGAGAUAAGUAUCCUUUGCAUGCAGAAAGAUUCAUAAAAGAACAUUUCAAACUCGGUAGCUAAGGUUCCUCCUCAUAAACUCCACCUGAUUUACAUCAUCAAGUUUUACAUUUCUGGCAUAUAUUGCCUCUCCCCCCCAUUGAAUGAAAAAGCUCUAUAGAGUCCAAGCUCCUUUUCAUGGCUGUGUGUACAGAGGAAACUGGUCCCUGGAUUCAAUGACCAACAUAUACCCCCCGUGACACGCAUUUCGUCAAUGAGGUAGAUAUCUGUUGACCACCUAAUUCACAGUGCUUGUUUAGUUUGAUGAUGGGACAAAAGCAGCGAAUGAUUGAAGUAAAUGUUAAUUAGUUGGAAUGCGGAAUUUUGACUGCAUUUUCUUGUCUUUCUUUUGGCACACUUUACCUUGUCAUGCAUGCAUUAUGUUAGUCCUUCAGAAUAGUGCAACAUUCUGCAAAAUGGGUUUCUGCAUAAUAGUGAGUCACACACAGAGUCAUGACAGUGGGCUGAUGGGGUCUUGGUUUAGGUGAGAGUCCUUGAAGAAGGUCACAUCACUGUGAGACAAUAGAUUUGUUUUGCUUCAAUUUCCUCAGAGACAGGGCGUCAAACCCACCCCCCCCCCCCCCCUCGCGUUGGUUGAAAACUAAGCUGUAUACUACUAUACUAUAGCAUUUGAGUUGGUGUGCAUAUCACUAUGAGUUAUUGCAUAUGUUACAUCUGUCACAUAUUCACACUCAUAGUAUCUACUUUCUUGAAUGAAAUGUACUCCGUAUCAGAUUAUGCAGUAGAUCGAGUUGCA